AUGGCAGAGAAAAAAUCAAUUUUACAUGAAUUAUACGUGUUUUCGGAAUGGAAGCCGGAGCCUGAAUAUAUACAAAAAACUGAUACUUUGUUGCCCGAGAAUAUAUCGAGUAUUUGGCGGUGGCUUAAGUUUUUCGGGUUAAAAAAAAGCCUUAUAGAUAGUGUAACCGUUCAUAAGGAGAAACAACAAAAAUGGCAUAUGGCAUUGGGAGAUGAAGGGAAGGUGCUGGCCAUCCUCACUGAUAACAUACUGGAAAUAAGAACAAAACGUUCUGAAUAUGCCACCAUCGGGGCUCGGACCACAGUGGCUCGUGAUCCUUAUCCCCAAUGGAGAAAGCUUGUAUGGAGUCCGGACUGUACAUUCCUUGUCGUUGCCUAUGGCAAUGGCAUUGUUAACUUCUUUGAUCUCACAGCUUCUAAUCUCUUCUAUAUACCUGCAGACUGUUCCCGACCAGGAGGUCUGGAGUGUUCAGACAACACGCAUGCUGUCUCCGACAUUAUAUUCAUGCCUCUCAGAGUGAAAGAUACUAAAUGGAACUGGGAGGUGUUAGUAAUAACUUUCGACGGUCGUCUCCGCGGAUACCUGGUGUCCGCGUCCGAGGGUUUCAAGCUGCACCACUCGUUCUCGUUCCCGGGAGGCGUGGCGGCCGCUGUGUAUUGUGCAGCACAUGGAGUGCUAUAUGUGGCUGGACCUCCCGCACCAGCUAGGAAGGAGUCGUGGUGUGCGAGCAGCGCCGGUCUGUCCGCGUGGCGCGUGUUGCUGGACGAGCCGUUCUACAAGCUGUCCGUGGUGUCGAGCGAGCUGCACGACAAGCUGGCCGCCGACUCCUGGAGCUACCUGCCGCGGCUGUUCAAUAACAACCUGGACUUCAUAGUCCGCAUGUCCGUGUCACCGGACAGCCAGUCCCUGGUGUGUGUCCAUUCGUCCGGACAGCUGUCCGUGUGGCGCCUGCCCGUGCUGUCCCCGGUGCGGCGCUUCGCCCUGUCCGCUCAGCCGGGACACGCGCUCCCCCACCCGCGGCGAGGCCCCGCCCCCGACCCCGCAUACACACACCCCGCUGACGUCACCUGGUGGAGCAAUGAGGAGAUCAUUCUGUCCCGGUUCAGCGGCGCGGUGUCUGUGUGCGGGCUCGAGGACAUGGCCAACAUACUCGGCAAGGGGCCGGAGUUCUUCGAGGGAACACCUCAGGUGUCGUGUGCCCACGACGGGUCUCUGCUGGCGUUGGAGUGCGAGUCUAGUACGGUGCCUCACAAACAUCAGAACUCCGAAGUAUCAAAAGAUGAAACUGAAUCCGAGGAUUCAGUGUUGGAGCUCACCAAGGAGUUAUUAAAGUCGUUGUUAUACGCUAUCACUGAUAUAGAGGCGCUGCAACCCAAACCCAGGAGAAUAACGGUGGUUUCCAGGAUAUAUAGACUGCUAGCCAUCAAGAGUACCACACCUACGGAAUUAUUCUCCAGGAAGAUAGAGAGCGGCAAGUACAAGGAGGCGCUGUCCCUGGCGGCGACCUUUGACCUGGACCGUGACCUCGUGUACCAGCAGCAGUGGAGGAGGAACCCCGUCUCCACGGACGCUAUACAUAACUAUCUGAGCAAAGUGUCCAAGAAGAUCUGGGUGGUUCACCAGUGUGUGGACCGUCUGCCGGAGAGCGCGCCCGCCGCACGACAUCUGCUGGACUUUGGACUCGAACUCACCAACAUACAUAUACUGGAAGAGAUCAACAAAGACUUGCCUGAUGAUGAGCAAUGCCAGGACGUAGAAGACAUCACCCUGGGACAUCUGAACGCCUACACCAGUGAACUGUUACGUUGCAGGCACGUUAUGCUGUUCUAUCAGGAGAGACUGCAACUGUAUGAGGCAAUAAUUCGUUGCGAGAAAUCCACCUACGUCAAAGAUGAGUACGACCGGUUGAGGAGCAAUAGUAUAGUACACAGUGCCAUGGAAAUAGCCAAAGAAGGUCGUAUAGAGGCUCUCACCUGCCUCUGGCCGUACAUCAAGAGUCUGCCGAUGCAGCAGGAAGUGUUGGACAUGAUACCAGAAACUCUGUACCCUCUCGACUACCAACAUCUUCUACCCACUAAGGAACCACUCACCUGGUUUGAGAAGAAAUCUCCAAUAAAGAUCAAACCCUCGGAGAACGAUAACGAUUGGUGUAAAAAGGAUAUAUUCAGAUCAAUAUGGAGCUCGAACUGGUCGGAAGACACCACCCCAGAGAGUGAGACCGCGAGUAAUAUAGACGGUGACCUCGCCAAGUGGUACGAGAAAAGGGCAAGGGUCAUUGAAGGUCGAUGUGGGCUAGUGUCCCACGCCCUUACAUUGGUUACCAUAGCAACCGUGGGAGGCGCCGUGGAAGGCUUGGAGAAUAUCAUGUUCCAUCUCUUAACAUUGGAUACGCUCAUAUAUGACAUCAACGUAGAAGGCGUCACUCUGGAACAGUUAGAAAAGAUGUCCUACUUGGACACCUGCAAGCUUCUAAUGAAAAUGUCUAAACCGGCUACGUUCGUGUCUGAUCUAAAAGAGUACGUGAUACCGUUCCUUAAGAGAUACGAGAACUUGACCAAACAGAACGGCAUCUGUCUCACUGGUAUGAUGGAGUUCCUCGAGAGCAUCAGCGUUGAAGACCUCUCCUAUAUACUGCUGGUGCUGCAGUCUCCCCGCGAGUUCGAGCUGGACGUGCGCACGCACCUCGAGCUGGUAGAGCGCUGCUUGUACUCACACACCGGCACGCACCAGCUGCACAUGGCCUGCGACCUGCUGCACACUAUACUCAAGGAAACUGACGGGAGCAUCUCCCGUUCGUCGCUAGUGCGUCGUGCGUCAGAGUUAGAACGCGUGGUGGCUGGCAGCGGGCGCUUGGCCUGGCGGGGGCUGCGGGUCCCGCCCGCCGCGCUAAGGGACCUACACACGGACCCGCCAAGAGCACACACGUUAUUGGCGCGACUGGCGAGAUCUUUACACGAUAGGGAGGACAAGCCGACCCAGCAAGAUUGGGAGAACUUGCUCAAAGAUAUUCUAGAACUACGUGAGUCUUUACUAGAGUGUAUUACCGAGGAGCAGUGUUAUGAGGCCUAUGCAUCAGCUUUAUUGACGUGUGGCUCCGAGGAGGGCAUACGUCUGGGGCCCUCUGUGUUAUCUGUGUCGGGGGCCCGAGGCUCCCCGCGACGACAGGUGGGCCCCGCGAGGACCGUGCAGCUAGUGAUGGACGCUGCGAAAGAAUACUUCAAUUCAGCCUCCAGUCUGACUGACCCGGCGCUGGAACUGGCCAAGUGUUGUUUGCUACUGAUAGAGGAUAGCAACAAGGAUAUAGAGCAGGAGUUGGAUCUCAUCGCAGCUCUACCACUACUCAGCGCCUUCAACCUCACGCUACUGCCCAUACAAGUUCGACUCUGUGAGGAUAGAAUGAAGUUGAUUCAGGACUGUCUCAACCUGGACCCGAACGCCUACCUCGCGAGCCAUAAGCUGUUGAAGCUGGCCAAGCUGUUGAGGAUCGCCGGGGACGACGAACAGGCGAGGGAGGGCCUGGUGCUAGUGGAGGUCGGUCGCAAGGCGCUGUCAGCCGGCGCGGCGGGCGGCGGAGCAGCCAGCACGGCCGCUAGGAGGCUGGCCGCGAUAAGACACCGGCCCGCCGCGCCGCUACUGGCUGACGUGGCGGGCGACGCGCACUCACACGCUGACACGGCCGAGAGGAGGUACCUGCUGGCCGCCGCGCUCACACACGACACGCCCGCCCGGCUGCACCAGCUGCUGAGACACAGAAUGAACCUGGAGCUGGAAAGUUUCCAUCAGAUGGGAGCGGCUGCCAGGGAGAACAGACGUCUGGAGGCGAGGUGGCCCUCCACCGACGAUGAGUUCUCAGAUGCCAUCACUACGCCCGUGAUCGAGGCUAAGGACUUGGUGCCGGCAUCAGAGAAGAAAAUACCUCUACUGAAUUACUUCCUCGAGACGUUCCAGAAUAAACCCACAACAGAGAGUGAGAAGAGUUCGGACAGCGAGCGUUCUGUUCAGUGCCAGGAGUUCUAUUGUGGCCUCUACCCUCAUCACAAGCCCUCACCCCACUACUACCGCUACGACUGCUUUUCCGUCCCCGAUGACUUAGCCGAGCAAGGCCAGGCCGCGCUGAAGUGGUUCUAUAUGAAGAGCUGUCUAGAAGGAGGGGAUGUGGACCAGAUGGAAGGGGAAGUGGUGACCAAGUGCGGUGAGGAGUUAGUGUUGAAGGACACGCCCCUCAGUGUGUCGUGCCUGGUGCUGGGUGCGCGUCGAGGCCGUUAUUCGGGCUCCAGGGCUUCGCUGGUGCCCUCUAUGUACGCCGCGCUGCUACACUCACACGAGCCUCACUUGAGGGACGCCGCAUACCGCACCAGGCCCGCCAAGAUGGCGUGCCUCACACUGACCCAGAACAGCGCGUCUGAGGAACAGACGGUCAUCAUCAGACAGUACAUUGACCGACUCAGCGGAGUGGGGGAAGUUGACAAGGUCAGGGGCUACGGAGUCACCGUCAACGGGGCUCUGUUCCAAGCUGACCCUGACUACCGCGCUGAGGUCAUAUACAGGCUGGCCAAGUCGGGUAAAGAACAGGCGAAGUUAGCUUGUUACCUAGCUCAGAAGCACGGGCUGGAUGUUUUGGAGGUGUGGCUGCAAUAUGCUGGAACAGCUGUUGGAGACCUGGACGUGGAGAUGUUACCUCCUGGAGGAGAACAAGCUGCACAGAGAAUAUUUGAUCACCUGUGGCCGCUGAUCCCUGGUUCAGACCACUCGGCGCUCAUCAACAUGUUCAAUGUGUUGAAGAAGCUCAAUGACAAGUUGCUGCUGCACGGCCUCACGCCUGUGGAACACGUCAAGCUGCUCAAGAAAACUAGAGCAGCUUCUAAAGAGCUGGACUACAAGUUGUUAGUAAAUCCUCCCGCCGAUGAUGAGUUGUGUUCUCACGUGGUGUCCGUGUGCCGGCCCGACACAGUAGGGCUGGUGUCCAAGCUUCUCCGCUCGCUGCCCGCUCCGCUCCGCUCCCCGCUGCCGCCUCACACCCUGUACACAGCCUGGCUCACCAAGUACUUCUUCAGCGUGGGCGAGUCACCGGUGAGCAGUAAGAAGUGGAUGCAGCAGUGGCGGCAGUGCGCGAGUUACUUCAACAAGCUGGACCACCACGAGUUGCUCAAGUUCGUCACCAACACAUGCUUCACAGAAGAAGCUAUACGGAGGGUCCCGGCUGGUACUCGCAGCCUCAUGAUCAUGCAAGCAGUCGACUACUGCCAGCAGGAGCAAGAGAACGAAAUGAAAUUCACUAAGAACGAGCAGGGCUGGUCUGAAACGGGUCAGGAGCUAAGUCGUUGGGGCCGCUUCCUCGAUAACUACCAUUCGGACAGCGUGGCCGCUUUGAGGACCGUCAGCGAACAGUCUGACGCGUGGCCUGCCCUGGAGUUAAGUCGUGGUGAGCCCGGGCCGGCGUUGGAGGCCCUCUCCUCCUUGUGUAGGAGCGGCCUGCGAGCCUCCGCCCUCGCGUCCUUACUGAGAUGUCUGGGCCUGCCCUAUGACGAGCCCGCCGUGUUACAACACGCGCUCACAACCAUACGAAACAAGGACGACAUGUCGAGCGUGGUGUGCCGCGUGUGCCAGUACCACAAGGCGGGCGUGCGUGUGAGCGAGGAGCUGGUGCAGCAGGUGCUGCAGCGCGCGGCCGAGCAGCAGCUGGAGCCGCACAAGCUGCUGGGCGUGCUGGCCAUCAGCAGGCGAGCGAGACUCACGCACCGACCAGACCUAGAACACGUGGCGCGCUCCUCUGUGGAUCUGUUCAGAACCGAGUGGAGCGACUCGGAGUAUGCCAAGCAACUGACCGAGGAAAAGUUGAUGACAGCGGAGGGUCGUGAGGAGGUGUACCUGGCGCUGUCGGCAGAGGGAGACACUUGGCCCAGGAAGAAGGCGCUGGUUGAUGCUCUGGCCUGUUGGCCAAGGACACCACUUGCUGGCGGUAUGAGUGCUCAAGGCUCGCUCGCACAGAAACUUUGCCUGGAGCCGCCGAGAGAGGCGCGACUGUUGUUACAACUAUUACUGAGGAGGCCUAUGAUUACUGACGAGGAGCUGAAGAUAAUAGCCAACGAGGCCUGUGAGAGCGCAGCGCUCAACACCAUCUGGGUCAUACUGCUCAGUAAAUGUGAAUGCUCAGUAGAUCUAUUAGUACAAUUUGUGGACAAACAUAAGGAGAUAAUCAAAAAUGAGAAUAUAGACGACGAUUUGAUCAGGGAACUCUUAGAUCAGGGGAUGUUUAUUAAAAUGGUUUUCAGUCCUCUUUAUUCGUUUAUUAUAAACUACAUUAUCAGAAGAAAUACAGGCGAAGACGGUAAUCACUACUCAGUUACGUGGGCUACUAAUGAACUACUCAAAGCAAACUACUUAGCGGAGGCCGGUCACUUGCAUCUGUUAGCCUCGGGCGUUCCCGCGGGACUGCGAGGAUUCACACAGACGGUGUUGCAAUAUAAAAAUAAGUUUCAUUAA
This is a messenger RNA of Danaus chrysippus (African queen), 6483 nucleotides long. The record is from the annotation of a GenBank genome assembly. Lineage: Eukaryota; Metazoa; Arthropoda; Insecta; Lepidoptera; Nymphalidae.